CCGGCCCCCUCCCCGCGUCCGGCCCCGGAGACUGGCCUUCGGGGCAAGGAGGCGAAGUCCCGGUGCAAGGUGGGGGACCAACAGCCGAGAACGCCGGGGUCCCGGAGCCAACAGCCCCCACAGCCCCCGAGUUGCGCGGAGGUCCUACUGUGGGAGUGGGUCUGCUGGCUCCUGGUAAGGGUAAGAAGGAGCCCCCUCAUCCUCCCUCAGCGGUCUCCAGGGACCCGCAACCCUCCUACACACGUCUGGGGUCGCCCCUGCCCAGCCAGGGGAAGGAGGGGUCUGAGCAAGCGAGGAGGGGCGGGGUGCGAGGCCGGAUUUAUGAAUGGAGAGGGCGACCUGCGCGCUGGCCCAGCGACCCCUGGCGGCCGCCGGGGCGCAUCGCGGCUGGGAUUCAAGAGGGGGACCAGAGGGGAUGGGGGUGCUGGUGGACCCAGCUGCUGGGUUUAGGGGGCUCUCCCCUUGCUUCCAGGGAGGUUGUCAGUUCCUCCCUGCACCUCUCCUCACACUGGGUGUGCGUGCGCGUGUUUGUGUGUGUCCACCGGGGAGGUUCUGGCAGGUUUUGUGGGUGGGGCCUGGGUCUCUAAAAUCCUCCCUUGACCGUUUCUUUCAACUAAAAUUUCAAGCCUUUUAACCGAUCCAGGAGAGAACAUUUGCAAUCGGGAUGGCUUACCCUCCCAAAUCUGUGAUGUUUGGUGGAUUCAGACAGACCUGGAAUAGUAGCUUUGUGACCCUGAGCAAGGAGCUCAACCUCUCUGAGCUUCUAUCUCCUCUUCUGCAAAGCAGGGCUCUUAGCAAUGGCCGUGAAGCUGGCUUCCGGUGCCAGUUUCUGGGUAAAGCACUCUGCACUCAUUAGAGCUCCUUACUCCUCACCGCGGCCCAAUGAGGCAGGUUCAGUUAUUACUCAAUGGGAUAGAUGAGGAAACCAAGGCUGAGAGGGACGAGGUAAGUAACCCAACUGGUAUGAAACUGGGAUGCAAGGCAGAUCUGUCUUUCUGUAUCGAUUCCAGGCUCCCCAUAACCCACGUGACUGUGAAAACAAAGAGGGAGCUUAUCUGCAAAUUGCCUGGCACACCCCUAAUGUUCCCUUUCUUCCUUCUUCCUUCCUUCAGAAGGUUCGGGGCUGGGACCCCAAAGACCUGAAUGCAAGGCCCUGGGCCCCCUGAGGGAAGUGGGCUGAGGCCUGGCCCAGGUGCCCCCCUCCCUCAGCAGAGCCCAGGAUGCCCCUCAGCUGCAGCGGCUCCUGAGCUCAUGGAGCCCACCGCUAGCCCAGGGCCCCAGACGGGAGUCCCUGCUGGCAGCAGGGAACCAUCCCCGGUGCCCCCAGACUACGAAGACGAGUUUCUCCGCUAUCUGUGGCGCGAUUAUCUGUACCCGAAGCAGUACGAGUGGGUCCUCAUUGUGGCCUACGUGGCUGUGUUCCUUGCGGCCCUGGUCGGCAACACACUGGUCUGCCUGGCUGUGUGGCGGAACCACCACAUGAGGACAGUCACCAACUACUUCAUCGUCAACCUGUCCCUGGCUGAUGUGCUAGUGACAGCCAUCUGCCUGCCAGCCAGCCUGCUGGUAGACAUCACUGAAUCCUGGCUCUUCGGCCAUGCCCUCUGCAAGGUCAUCCCCUAUCUACAGGCUGUGUCUGUGUCAGUGGCCGUGCUGACUCUCAGCUUCAUCGCCCUGGACCGCUGGUACGCCAUCUGCCACCCGCUGUUGUUCAAGAGCACUGCCCGGCGGGCCCGUGGCUCCAUCCUGGGCAUCUGGGCGGUGUCACUGGCUGUCAUGGUGCCCCAGGCUGCUGUCAUGGAGUGUAGCAGUGUGCUGCCGGAACUAGCCAACCGCACCCGGCUCUUCUCUGUCUGUGACGAACGCUGGGCAGACGAUCUCUAUCCCAAGAUCUACCACAGUUGCUUCUUCAUUGUCACCUACCUGGCCCCCCUGGGCCUCAUGGCUAUGGCUUAUUUCCAGAUCUUCCGCAAGCUCUGGGGCCGCCAGAUCCCUGGCACCACGUCAGCCCUGGUGAGGAACUGGAAGCGGCCCUCAGACCAGUUGGAGGACCAAGGGCAGGGCCCGGGUGCAGAGCCUCCACCUCAGGUCCGUGCCUUCCUGGCCGAGGUGAAGCAGAUGCGAGCUCGGAGGAAGACGGCCAAGAUGCUGAUGGUUGUGUUGCUGGUCUUUGCCCUCUGCUACCUGCCCAUCAGUGUCCUCAAUGUCCUCAAGAGGGUGUUCGGAAUGUUCCGCCAAGCCAGCGACCGAGAGGCCGUCUAUGCCUGCUUCACCUUCUCCCACUGGCUGGUGUACGCCAACAGCGCUGCCAACCCCAUCAUCUAUAACUUCCUCAGUGGCAGCUUUGCUGGAGCUGCGUGGGUGUCCCUGAGCCCAAGGCCCCUUCCUGCUCCAUCCGUCUCCUUACGGCUGUGUCUUCUGUCUCCCCACCAAGGCAAAUUCCGGGAGCAGUUUAAGGCCGCCUUUUCCUGCUGCCUGCCCGGCCUGUGUCCCUGCGGCUCUCUGAAGGCCCCCAGCCCUCGCUCCUCUGCCCGCCACAAGUCCUUGUCCCUGCAGAGCCGGUGCUCUGUCUCCAAAGUCUCGGAGCACGUGUUGCUCACCAGCGUCACCACGGUGCUGCCCUGAGUGAGGGCAGGGCCGUCCUGGUGGCUCCAGGGAGUGCAACCUGUUCCCUGCCUGGGCUGCUCCCUGGGACCCGCCACCACUCCUUGUAGAAAGACUGCUGGAUGCAGUGCAAAGCCAGGGGCUCCACUCCUGGUUUUCUGCCUGUUUAACUCUGGGCAAGUUACUUCCCUUCUCUGAGCUGUGUCCCCUAAGUGGGACUGAUGUGAGGAUUCAGCAUGCUCAAGAAAGUGGCAAGUUCUUUGUAAACUGUAGUGUUAUGGACAAGAUUAUCAGCUCACUUGGCCACACCCCACAGUACGAUCCAUCCUCAUCAUCCUUCCAGAGCUUGGCCUUCCUCCCAAAAAUCCUUCUCCUCAAUUACAGACCCUCCCUGGGGGGGGGGUCCCAAUCAGCAUUUCCAUAUGGCCCAGGAGCUCCCUGAAGCCCAGGCUGCACUUGGCCAGCUGCUCCUUGAGGCCUGUGUGAACUAAUCUGAGCCCAGCCCUACCCGAGUGGGAACACAGCCCCACAGUCACCAGGUGCCGAGCACAGACACCGUAGGCUGGAUCCCGUUGGUUAUGUGGUGUGAUCGAACACUCUCCAUGUGGCUGUUUGGCAUGGAGGCCAGCAGUCUGAGGCAACUGUAAUUAAAAGCCUGACACUGAA
This is a messenger RNA of Vicugna pacos (alpaca), 3270 nucleotides long. Lineage: Eukaryota; Metazoa; Chordata; Mammalia; Artiodactyla; Camelidae. The record is from RefSeq and is a predicted model, not a curated record.